Dracunculus medinensis (Guinea worm) is the source of this 405-nucleotide messenger RNA. The record is from the annotation of a GenBank genome assembly. NCBI's taxonomy places the organism in Eukaryota, Metazoa, Nematoda, Chromadorea, Rhabditida, Dracunculidae.
AUGGUUCUCGUCAAUGGAAGAAGGGUGAAAAUUGUAAAAAAGCGCACGAGGCGGUUUACUCGGCAUGAAUCCGAUCGAUAUCACCGUAUUCGACCAAAUUGGCGUAAACCUAAAGGUAUAGAUAAUCGUGUGCGCCGACGUUUCAAAGGUCAGAGGCGAAUGCCUAAUAUUGGCUAUGGAAAUGCAAGAAUUACACGACAUAUGCUUCCUAACGGCUUUCGAAAAAUUUUGAUUCGUAAUGAAAAAGACUUGGAUAUGCUGUUGAUGCAGAAUAAACGAUUCAUAGGCGAAGUUGCGCAUGCUGUCUCAGCAAGAAAAAGAAAAGGUAUUGUGGAACGAGCGCAACAACUUAAUAUCAAACUAACAAAUGGUCAUGCACGAGUCCGUUCGGAAGAAAAUGAAUAA